Chenopodium quinoa (quinoa) is the source of this 2229-nucleotide messenger RNA. Its product is annotated as probable magnesium transporter NIPA8. Gene Ontology annotation, biological process: magnesium ion transport. The transcript is spliced from 14 exons. The record is from RefSeq and is a predicted model, not a curated record. Gene Ontology annotation, molecular function: magnesium ion transmembrane transporter activity. NCBI's taxonomy places the organism in Eukaryota, Viridiplantae, Streptophyta, Magnoliopsida, Caryophyllales, Amaranthaceae. The coding region runs from base 625 to 1950 and encodes 441 amino acids. Gene Ontology annotation, cellular component: membrane.
UAAGGGGCUGCGGGAGUGGUGAACUUGUGCCGGAGCAGCUAUCAACUUCAACUCGAAUUUGACCAGACACCUUCUUCGUGGCCUUCCAAUUACGCCAACAACUUUAUACAAAAUAAAAGUAAACUCUUUUUAUUUUUUCGGUUAUACUAAUCAAAACCAAAAUCUCCUUAAAUUCCCAUUUUUUCCUCUAUCAUCUAAUCUUGAUCUCUCUCUCCAACAUAUUUUUUCCUACCGUACAAUUUUUUGGUAUUCUUAUUGUUACUCCAUUAUCCAAUCUAUUUUGUGAUUUUUAAGAGAGUAUAAAUAGCAAAAUAAAAAAAAUAAAAAAGUUUUUCCUGAAGAUCCGGUUGAAUUAAGUACAUAUUUUCUUUUUGGACCGAUUUAUAAUUGUAAUUGCAAUCGCAAAGCCCUUUUAUUACAAAUCAUCUGUUAUAUCUGGGUUUUUAAUCCUUCUUCCUAAUGUUGACGUUUUAGCUUCAGGUAUAAAUGCGAAGAUGUCCGUGAAUAUUUGAUGAUGGACUCGGCCUUGUUCAUAACCUUUGAAGGAAUUAUUGGCUUUAAGACUCUGCAACUUCAGGAAGACUGUAUAUUUGAUUAAGUUUACAUAAGGGAUCUUUGGACAACAUGGGAGAGUGGGUUAUUGGAGCCUUCAUUAAUCUUUUUGGAAGUAUUGCUAUAAACUUUGGAACUAACCUUCUCAAGUUAGGUCAUACAGAGAGAGAGAGGUUUUUGCUAGAGAAUAAAGACACUAGUGGGAAGGCUUUAUUGAAGCCCGUCUCUCACUUUCAGACGUGGAGAGUUGGCAUUCUAUUUUUUGCUUUUGGAAACUGUCUCAAUUUUUUCUCAUUUGGAUAUGCUGCUCAGUCACUUCUUGCAGCUCUAGGAUCUGUUCAGUUUGUCUCAAACAUCGCGUUUUCAUUCUUCGUUUUGAACAAAAAGAUUUCAGUAAAGGUAUUGGUAGCCACAACUUUUAUUGUUCUAGGAAAUGUUUUCCUUGUUGCCUUUGGCAAUCACCAGUCACCUGUGUAUACACCAGAGGAGUUGGCAGAGAAGUAUAGCAACAUAACGUUCCUGCUAUACUGCUUGACUUUGAUAAUUGUUGUCGCCUUUCAUCACUAUCUCUACAGAAAAGGAGAAAUACUUGCAACUUCUGGGCAUCAAAUCAAAGCCUAUUGGCAAAUGCUGCUUCCUUUUUCCUAUGCAGUUGUUUCAGGCGCAGUAGGAUCUUGUUCUGUGCUGUUCGCUAAGUCUCUCUCUAAUCUUUUAAGAUUGGCCAUGUCCAGUAACUAUCACUUGCAUAGUUGGUUCACAUACUCCAUGCUUCUGCUGUUUCUGAGCACAGCUGGUUUCUGGAUGGCUAGGUUGAAUGAUGGACUGGCCUUCUUUGAUGCAAUUGUCAUAGUUCCCAUGUUCCAGAUUGCAUGGACUUUUUUCUCUAUUUGUACCGGAUUUGUUUACUUUCAGGAAUAUCAGGUCUUCAAUACACUACGGACGACAAUGUUUAUUCUGGGCAUGAUGUCUGUGUUCGUAGGCAUUACUUUGCUUGCACCAGAUGAGGUUAAAGGUGGUGAAGUCAAAGAUGGUUCCUUGGAUGCUAUAACUUCUCCAAGUGUUGCAAAUGAUGAGGAAAGGUUGUUGGUUACAUCACUGGAGGAUACUCAAAGCAAAGAGGUGAAGCCAUUUUUACGAAUUAUGUUAACCAAGGCUGUAGAUGUCAUGCUCAAAGCAAAGACUACUUGCUUAUUAGCAUUAGGAAUGGGAGAAAAUUCGAUGAAUGCGUCUUCUGUUUUUGUGAUGCCUAUGCUAUCAUCAAAGCUAACUGGAUUUAGAGGCGGCAGUACUGCUGACAGGGCCAAGUUUUUCCCGAUGAGAGGUACUGGUUGGGAUAAGAUCCCAAUGGACGAGGACAAACUGCUGGAGACAAGCUCACUGGUCUCGCAGAGUCUUUGAUAGGAUUAGUUUGUGUAAGUCCCCAAGAAUAUUUUACACUAUUUUUCUGGUGUCACACUUGACACCCGCUCAUUGUUAAAAUCUGUAGGUCACUUGAGUGGUGUAUAAAUAUAUUUUCCUUCCGAGUUUGUUGUAGCCUGAAGUCGAAAUGUAUUUUAAAGUUGUACAUACUCAGUUCCUGGAAACACGAGAUUCGUUGUAAUAUAUUUUUUCAAGUAAAUAUGUCAUAGAAAUUGAUGUAUUAAUUUUCGAAGUAAAUGUAUCCAAAUUUCUCAGCAA